GUCAGCAAAAUAUGCAAUAAAACCCUUCAAGUCUUUGGGCAGAGACCAUGCCUAUGGCAGAUCAAAGUCACGCAAGCUGUCCUCCAACACAACCAAGAUGUUGUUUCAAUAUCUGCGACCAGCUCCAGAAAAACAUUGACAUUUUGGAUGUCAAAAAUACAAACUUCAUUGAGCAUACUGUAG
Messenger RNA from Suillus bovinus, 183 nucleotides. RefSeq lists its product as uncharacterized. The annotation marks the transcript as partial. The record is from RefSeq and is a predicted model, not a curated record. The transcript has a single exon. NCBI's taxonomy places the organism in Eukaryota, Fungi, Basidiomycota, Agaricomycetes, Boletales, Suillaceae.